Poeciliopsis prolifica (blackstripe livebearer) is the source of this 3803-nucleotide messenger RNA. It is a transcript of the gene sema3gb, whose product is annotated as sema domain, immunoglobulin domain (Ig), short basic domain, secreted, (semaphorin) 3Gb. Gene Ontology annotation, biological process: negative regulation of axon extension involved in axon guidance; axon guidance; neural crest cell migration. The record is from RefSeq and is a predicted model, not a curated record. The transcript has 17 exons. Lineage: Eukaryota; Metazoa; Chordata; Actinopteri; Cyprinodontiformes; Poeciliidae. Bases 560 to 2974 code for a protein of 804 amino acids. Gene Ontology annotation, molecular function: chemorepellent activity; semaphorin receptor binding.
GAGAGGUUUGGUCCAAUGCUGCUGUGGGCCAACAGGAGAGGGAAGGCUGGGUGGGGGCAGAACAGAAGGGAGAGGACAGCGGGGCAGAUCACGCUCCCAACACCUGCACCUGGUCACUUUGGGUCCCAUUCAGUCACCAGCUCAAGUCCGCUUCUCCGACCCGUGGACCAACAUCUCGAUCACAUCACCGGUGGUUUUAGUGGCCAGAAACUUUUGGAGACUGUGGGACAAGCGUUCAGGGAUCUGAUGCCAUUUUCUCUUUCUUUUCCUUUUAUUGUUACGCAGAGGAAUGCCUUCGGAUAAAAGCGACUGAUUCGGCAUUGUGGGUUUUUUUUCUCUCCCACGGAACUAUCAGACCUUUCGUAUUUUUUCAACAGCGCAGAUCUGCUGCUGUAAAACGCUGUUUUUUUGGUUUGUUUGUUUUGUUUCUUUUUUUUUUUUCUUUCUUUGCCAGUUCGGUCUCCAAAGGCGCAAAACGCGCGGAAUGCCGCGGUAACAUCUCGCAAGUUGUGGCUGUUUUCGCAGAAAUCAAAGAUUUAGAUCUCUGUGGGCUACCUGCAUGACUGUUACCAUGACAGCAUCUGGAGCCCAGCUCCUCCUGUUGGCCCUGUGUGUUUACAGAGGCUGGGGCCUGCAGCAGUCUGCGCCGCGGGUUCGCCUCUCCUUCAAAGAACUCAUGGACACAAAAGCAGCGCGACCCUUCAGUUUUUCCUUCAACACCAGCGACUACAGAAUCCUCCUCAUGGAUCAGGACCAGGGCCGCCUCUACCUGGGCAGUCGGGAGUACCUGGUUGCUCUGGACAUGCACAAUGUCAACAAAGAACCGCUUAUAAUCCACUGGCCAGCAUCUGCAAAGAGAAAGGGAGAAUGCCAGAUGACAGGAAAGGGUAGACAGGGCGAAUGUGCCAACUUUGUGAGGUUGAUUGAGCCGUGGAACCGCACCCACCUCUACACCUGCGGCACAGGGGCGUACCAACCCAUCUGCACAUUCAUCAACCGAGGCUGGAGGGCAGAGGUGAACACGGCGUUUACAGAUCCCCAAGUGGGAUUUACAGCAAAACGCCCCAAGCAGCGCAGACCUGGAGAGCUUUGUCCUGCUAAAUAUUUCAGGACGGCAAACUGGGACACUGAUUUGUUUAUGAUUUUCCUUAUGCUCUAUUUUUAUGCACACUCUCUCUCUGAUCUGCCUCUGCAGGACUACCUGUUUAGACUGGUGUCUGGUUAUAUGGAUUCAGGGAAGGGAAAAUGUUCCUACGAUCCCAAGCAGGAGAAUGUUGCAGUUUUGAUCAACGGAAACCUGUACGCAGGUGUACAUAUUGACUUUAUGAGCACAGACGCUGCUUUAUUUAGGACCAUGGGAGGGAGGACAGCAAUCAGGACGGAGCAGUAUGAUUCCAGGUGGCUCAACGAGCCGGUGUUUAUCCAGAUCCAGCAGAUCCCUGACAGUGCAGAAAAGAAUGAUGACAAGCUUUACUUCUUUUUCCGGGAGAAGAGUCUAGACACCAGUGGUGGGGCGAGCCCCACGGUUUUAGCCCGGGUGGGGAGAGUGUGUCUGAAUGAUGAAGGUGGACAGAAAUCCCUGGUGAACCGCUGGACGACAUUCCUGAAGGCGCGUCUUGUCUGCUCAGUUAUAGGAGACGACGGAGUCGAGACGUCGUUUGAUGAACUACGAGACGUGUUCAUUCAACCAACACAGGAUGAAAGAAACCCCAUGGUGUACGCUCUGUUCACCACAGCCGGCUCUGUGUUUAAGGGCUCAGCAGUUUGCGUAUACUCGAUGGCUGACGUCCGCAACGUCUUCAAUGGGCCGUUUGCCCACAAGCACGGCCACAACUACCAGUGGACAGAAUACACUGGGAAGAUUCCCUAUCCACGGCCUGGAACAUGUCCAGGAGGAACCUUCACUCCAGGCAUCCAGUCGUCCAAGAACUUCUCGGAUGAAGCUGUGAAUUUCAUCCGCUCACAUCCCCUCAUGUUUCAUUCAGUGUAUCCCAUCCACCGCCGCCCCCUGGUGGUGAAAACCGGCGUGGACUACCGGUACACGGCCCUUGUGGUUGACCAGGUGGACGCAGUGGAUGGGCGCUAUGAGGUCCUAUUUCUAGGCACAGACCGAGGCACAGUGCAAAAAGUCAUCGUUUUACCCAAAGACCCAACAACCAUGGAGGAACUGACUCUAGAAGAGGUUGAGGUUUUUCGGACCAGAGUUCCUGUUAAAACAAUGAAGAUUUCUUCAAAAAGACAACAGCUGUACGUGUCAUCGGACGCGGGGCUGACGCAGGUGUCACUGCACCGCUGCGGCGUGUACGGCAGGGCCUGCUCCGACUGCUGCCUGGCCCGGGACCCCUACUGCGCUUGGGAUGGAGAGAGCUGCUCCGCCUUCACCCCUUCUACCAAAAGGAGGAGCAGAAGACAGGAUGUAAAGCACGGUGAUCCACUGAGACAGUGCAGGGGCUUUAAUGCCAAAGUGGAGAAACGUUUGAGAGAGACGGUGCAGUUUGGGGUGGAGGGCAGCAGCACCUUCUUGGAGUGUCAGCCUCGCUCCCCUCAGGCCACAGUCAAGUGGCUUUACCAGAGGGAGGGAAAGAGGAAAGUGCUGAAUCGUGUUGGAGGAGUUCUGAAGACCAACCAGGGAAUCCUCCUGAAGUUUCUCAACCAAUCAGAUGCGGGGCUCUACCACUGCCUCGCCACCGAGAACAACUUCAAGCACACCGUGGCCCGCGUGGCUUUGCGCAUCCUGGAUCGGGACAUCGUUUUGGCGCUGACCGCUCAGGACGAGGACGAGGAGCCAAAAACCCGCCAAGCAGGGGCGUACCCUCAGUCGUCCGUCGCCUCCACGCCUUUCCCACCUGAGAUCAGACUGAUUAACCAGUACUGCCAGUCCUACUGGGACCAAGUCAACCCCAAACAGCAGCAGCAGCAGCGGAAGCGCACGAACCGCAGGCACACAGAAAGUCAAGACCAAGGUCUCGGUUAGGCGGCGGGACGGUCCAACACCGGUCUGUCUGGACUUUAUGCUGGACGUUUUAAUUCGACACUCGUUUGGGUGUCACUUCCACUCAUUUGGGGUGGGUGACGCUAUUAUUGUUUUAUCAUUAAAGUGUUGUUGGUUUUGCAAGUUUCAACCCAGUAAAUCCAUAUUAAAUAUAGUUUACACUACUGAUGACCACAUUCUACAUGAUGCCAUAGUUACCAAACAGCAGCUUUAUUACAGUGUAUAAUAAUGUUACUGUUCUUAAAAAAAUAAAAUAAAAGAACUGUUCAGUGGAACAAAGCACACAUUUCACAUAAACUUGGUGUUCUUUGCAAAAAAAAAAAGGCUGAAUGCAAUAAUGCAAAUGAUAAGCCUAUAGUUACACAGGUAUGCUUUCCUUUAAGUAUCUCCGAACAGAAGUGUAAUAUAUUAAUUGUGAAUAUAAUAUUAACGGUCAUGACCUGUUGUUUCGGUUUCCCUGUAUGGUAUGAUGUUGAUAUAAAUGCAUAUUUUUGCAUGCAUACUGUCGUUGCUCGUUGUACAUUUCAUGGUUGCUCUCUCGUUGUGUUCUGAUGUUGGUGAGUCGUAAUGUUAAGCUAAUUCCAUUGGAUGUUGAUAUUUACUGCCCUCCCAUUACUGUCCUGUGCUUUUGGUGACCUGCAGUAUGUGAGUAGUGAAGUUCUGUGUAGCGUACAGUGUUCUUCUUCCAGUUAUGCACUUUGUUGUUGGUGGCAUUCAUGGGAAAUGGGGAUCUUUGCACAGAUGUAUGACAAGAACUGAUUUUUUUUUUUUUUAAUGUACAGUAUACGAUAAAAAUGGGAGCGAACCUGGA